UUCUUCAGUCGUCACCGAAUGCCGGUACCGAAGCCAUCCGUUUUCCGCGGUACCACCUUUGAAUGCGCUAAAGACGUUUUUCGUUUCUUGCCCAAGGUCAACGCAAUCUGGUGCCCUCCGUUUUCUUGGUUCUCUAGCUCGGUUCUAUCCGUCGAAUUAUAUUUAUACCGUGUAGAGUUUGUGCUUACUUGGUUUUGAUUAUCAAGGGUUAUUUUCACUAUAAAAGUAAGCAGAUUUUUUUUUGGUGUACUCCUUUGAAUUGUAGUUUUGAGCAGUGACCUGGUGCAUGUGGUGAAGUGCUGGGAGACGUUCGGGACAAGUGGUACUGUUGUUGGUUUGUUAGAUUUAUGCUUACUGGAUUACCGGAUUGUGAUAAUAUUUAUUUUUAAAUGGAGAAGCUGUUCAAAAAAUACUAUUUAUAAUUUAUCCUUAAAUGGACCAUCCACUAGACCACACUAAUUACAAUGGGGCUGGUAAUGUUCUCGCCCUGACUGGCCUACAAUGAUGCCAUCUAGGUCAACGCCAAACCUUCAUCAAACCAAAACAAAUUUGGAAUUUACGUCGACAUCGUUUCAACGGCUGUCACAGAGGACGGCACCCACGACUGGCGGAGGCAGAGAUGACGACUCGCCGCCGCCAGCGCCCCCUGUACGUGAUUCAUCAAGUCUUAAGUCUAUUAAGUACGGACCAGGGCACGAAAAGUUUCCAUCGUGGCCAGUGCCGGCUGCAGCUGAGAUCCCCUCGCGCUCCCCUAGUUCUGGGGGUUCCACCCGGUCUAAAUCUUGGACUGAUCACACUAAUUAUCCUAAAGAAAAAGUUGUUAGUUACACCAGGCCAUACAUGAAGAGGCAACACUCCCAGUAUACGCAGCAGAAACUCAAAACUGUGAUGGAACGGUGCGAGAAAAUCCCACCCGAAACCUUCGAGUCUCGUCUCAAAGAUAAAAUUCCCGAACGCCUUUACUUGCCAAACGUAGAUCACGAUGGAAAACCCCUCGGCGACGCAGAUUACAGUGUUCCUUCACCUCCCGAACGAGAAUAUUCCAAACCCCACCUGACCCAGGAAGACCUUGAAGAGUAUGCACGUUCAUAUCAAGAACCAAAAUUCAAUUUUCCCCCUAAAGAGACCAAUCAUCGGCUAACUGAAAGUGGAUUAGAAGAGUUUAUCGAGUACAACCGAAGUUAUGAGGAGUCUUUGUUUAGCUCAAUUAGUUCCAAGCAGGGCGAAGGGAUUCUCAAUCAUAUUCACCACCAAAAACAGGUUUCAUACGCGCAGAGCGAGGGCUAUCACAGUUACGUGUCUAGCUCGGAUUCUACUUCUACACCGUUCCUAGAUAGGUUAAGGAGAGAUAGUGAUGCAGUUGUGGUCAGACCUCAGUCUUCAACUACUUGGGACAAUGAGUCUUCCUGCUCCAGACGUGAAGGAAGAGAUAGCGUGGUGACAAAUAGUUCUGGAAGUGCUUCCUCUAGUGAAACUCUUAAAUGGCAUGGUUCAAUGAGCGAUGUCUCAGUAGCCAGUAGUUCUUGCACUCAUCUUGCCAACCAAUCAAAUGCCUCUUCUUCCUCCUCCUCAUCAUCACGUCAGCUAAUUGCGCAUAGUGCCCGUGUACAAACACCCAAGAGACACCACUCUGAAAGUGUUUUAUAUAUGAGCAAAGAAGGACAGCAACUGAAUAAGGAGGGCUGGUCGGAAAAAGAAAAUAGGAAUAAUAGUGUAAAUAAAUUAAAGUUGUUUCCAGUGAAUACUUAUAGAAUGCAAGAUGAGAAUGGUGAUAAGAAGGGAGAAAGUGGAUCCAGUGGAGGAAAUAGUAAUUCAAAAAAUAGGUUAUCACUGUCCUUGCAAUCGGCCCUUUCAGUAGCAGACCGGAUAAGUGAGCUGGAAAAGCAACAUAAAUACUCUUACCUAGACCCUAAUAAAAAACACAAAGUUCCUGACCCUACUCUUAAGGCAAUUCAAAAAAAAGCUCUCUUAUCAUUCUACGAGAGGCACCAGCAGAAUAAUAGCUCAAAUAAAAAUACUUGGAGAUCUGAGCCCCAACUUACUCAAAGUCAGCAGCCCAUGACCGUGGUACCCAAACCACCCUCUCCUAAGGCCAAAGUAACGUUACCCUCAAGGAGAGCUUCUUCAGCUAGUGAUUAUGCUGGGAAUAUUUCAAAGAGGAGCAGUUUGGCUUCUACUUUGGAGUCUAAAACGACCGAUCACAUUACAAAUGGAAAAAUCACUCCAAGACACCAACACAGCAACUCGUGCGGUAGCUUAUCAACCGAACUUAUGAUCGGGCCCAUGAUAGUGGGUCAAGCUAUAUCCAUCGACGAUUUUAUCCCUGAUAAACCGCCAGAACGGCCUCCAAAAAACCCGAAUUUAAGAGCGGUAUUUCCAGAUUUGUUCCAAGGACAAAGGUUACCAAGUCCAGACCUACCUCCACCAUCUCCUCCGAUGGUGGUGGAGCACGAGUUAAUUGAAAAUGAUGACCCGCUACCUCCGCCACCUCCUGAGUGUGACUCUUCAUGGCAAGGAGAUAUUACAGAAAGAUUAAAAAGCAACGUUACAUCGAGCCACCAAACACCACAACCUCAAGUGCAAAAAGUGACCGGCGAAGCAAAAAGGUCUUCUCCAUCCAUUAGCCAAAACGUUGGUAUUCCCGAACGAUCCAUGAGGUAUUCUCUAAUAAAAACGAGGCCAACAGACCAUAUAAUUCAGCAAGUUAGUAGUAAGCCAUACCAAUCCUUACCGCCUGAGAUGGUUGUUAAAUCGGAGGCUGUCGGUUUUAAUCAUCGAGGGUAUCCGGAGCGAUCAAGCACAAGGUACCCAUCAACUCAAAAACUAGUCCUUAAUGGCAAAGUAGCUGUAAGUCAAAAAGUCAACGGACUGGCAAACCAGCAUCUUCCAGAACCACUUAAGCCUAUGCAUAAGGAAGAAUAUAAGAAACAAACUUCCACGUCUCCUAAAGUCGAUACUCACAGAGCACAACGUGCAUCAAUUGCCGAAAGUCCCCGGAAAGAAACUCCUCCGCCAUUACAACCAAGACAUAUGAGAAUAAACCAGAGCAUGCGAGCCAAAAUGACCCAUGAUCAUCGAGUAAGGCUGUCGCCACCUAAAGAAGGCUUGAGGGAGAGUAGAUCAUCUUCACUGAGCCAGUCAAAAGCCUCCUACUUAGCGUCAAGACGAGACCGGGAACUGAUAGUAUCAGACUCCGAAACUGGCAGCUACAAGCGCACUAUGUCACCCAACGGUCACGCCUUAUCACCUGAAGUUAAUAACGAACUGCCUAAAAAUAACAGCAGAGAAACCGUUUGGCCAUUAAUCAGGCAAAGUCGUAAUGGUUUAAAAUGCGAUGUAGUGCGCAAACCAUCCUUUAAUAGUAAAAGUAAACUUAAACUCAAAGACGAUCAGUGUGAUAGUAAAAUCGAGGAUCCACCACGAGCGCCCUCUACAGUACUACCGGAUGUGCUUCCUGUAAAUGCGAAAAUGAUCUCUAGAUCUCCUCAAAGUCAAUAUAACAGGCCUACAAAUCUAAACUUUUCGACACUAAAUGGAAAUGGCGUUGUAAAGAAAUCGCCUAUCAAAUCACCGCCAUCCUCUCCACCAAAAAGUCCCUCGCGAAGUUCACCUUUUGCACCUUUACGAACAACCGUUCUCUCUUCUCCAUCUUAUACCAUCAUGACUUCUCCGGUUAAUUUAAAGCCCUCUCCUCCGAUAACUUCAACCCCCACUAGCAAAAUAUCUUCACCUACGUCUAUCUCUUCAUUAACAAGGGAUCCACCACACAUCAAAGCUUCCUUAUCCCCAGUAAGCUCUCCAAUAAAACUGUCUCCCUUAAGAUGUUCUCCUCCCAGUAGCAGUUCCUUGUUAGCAUCAUCACCACCAGUUCUAAGCAAAUCAACGCAAAAGUCACCACCUUUAAGUCCAAAAUCAUCACCUGAACCACAGUCACCUAAUAAACCAGAUGAAUAUCCUAAAGUUAUUGAAGGGUUGCAAUUGAUUCAACGGACAGAAGUUGUUUUACGAGUUAACACUACCACAAGUGAUGCAUCUUCACAGACGGAGAAGGAGGAACUUUCACCAACACCGUUGCCAACGAGAAAGAAGUUACAGGAGGAGAUUGAGUGCGAGAAAUUGUCAGAAGAUUUUGUUAACCAUUUGCCUAGUUCAGAUAGAUUAAAGGAUAUUUUAGUUCCUGGUCCAGAACACAAGAAACCAACAGACUACGUACAAGGCUUAUUUAGAGUGGAUGUUACUCUUAAACCUAGACCUGCUAAUUCACCUUUUAGAAGUCGAAAUAAUACCCCUAGCAGUAGUCCACCUCCAUCUCUCACUACUACAAGCUCCAAGAUUUCAUGUAGUAAACUAAGCUUACCAAAAUCUGCAUCUCCGGAACCGACCAGCCCGUUAUCAUGUUGUUCAACCUAUUUUACUACAUCAGAACCCAAGGCAAAAUUUUUAACAAGGUUUAGUCAGGAUAUGGACCAGUGUCAUGUGGUAAAAGAUACCAAAGAUUUAAAUCAGAAAAAGGAUGAGCUGGUUAGUCGUUUGGAUAAAAAACUAGAAGUGCUGCGUGGAGAGGCACUGAUCGUCUCUGAAGAAUGCAAGAUCAAUGAUGAACUCGGGAUCAACGUAGAAACUUACAUUAACCGGGUGGCGAGUCCGCAAGAAGUUUCCAAAUUCCGAUUGCACGUUGAAGAAGUUGGAAAAAUCACCAGUUUACUGUUAGGUCUUAGUGGUCGGCUUGCAAGAGCUGAAAAUGCCUUAAUGAAUAUGCCUGGUGAACACGCUGAUAGGAGAAUCUUAGAGUCUAAAAGAGACAAACUCUUAGAACAGCUUGAGGAGGCUAAGAAACUAAAAGAAUGCAUCGACAAGCGUAGCAUUAGCGUAUCAAAUAUCCUUUACAAGUACCUUAACUCCGAAGAAUAUGCCGAUUACGAUCAUUUUAUCAACAUGAAAGCUAAACUGAUAAUGGAUUCGAAGGAGAUUGGAGACAAGAUUAAGCUUGGUGAGGAGCAACUCGGUGCCUUAAAGGAAACUUUAAUAGUAACAGACUGAUCGAUGUUUAGUUUUAGUUGUAAAUAGAUUUUGUGUGUGUAUAUGUUUUUUGUGGUACUUAACUGACUUAAAGUAUUUAAAUUUAUUUUUAUUUAGAUGAUAUUUGGAAAAUUAUGAAAUAUGAGAUUGUUAAUUUGUUAGAAAGUGAAGGGGCUUGAUUUGGAUUAAAAUGUGAUUGAUCUAGUUGAUAUAAUUCACAAGCUUGCAUAAUUAUUUAGACGGAAAGUACAAUACCUUUAAAACGGAUAUAUAUCUAAUUACAAAGAUUUUGUAAGUUUAAGUUUAUUUUAUAUAGUUAUUGAUGGUUACUAAAAUUAAUUAAAAGCUAAUGAUAUUUGCAGAAAUUUUCAUAAAGAUCAGAUGUAUUUUAAACAUUUCUAGUAUAGCCAUUUUGUCGUCAGAAUAUUAGUAGCUUGUUUUUGGAUAUUAUAUGGCAUAUAUUCGUGAUGACCACAGGCUUAUUGAUUCGCUAGUUUUUCCAGAGACGCGCAACUAUUUCCAUUAAAUCAAUGCUUUAAUCAAAAUAAAUAAAAAUAGGUCUAUAAUUUUUUUUUUCUGUCAAAAAAAUGACACACCAUACGUAAUUUUCCGCUGAAAUUUUCCACUACGUUCUGCGUGUUAGUUAAAUUCAAUGCAAGAAUUUUUGUCGACUUUAUGGCUGUGCUAGUAAAUUUAUUUUGUCAUUCCUUAAACACAAUCAAUCAUAUAAUAAAUAUCUAAAUCUACCGAAUUAAAAUAGGUCGUCUUUCUUAAGUCACAAAAACUAUGCUGCCUGUAAUAUUGUAAUUAUUUUAUGUAGGGUCCACCUCGCAACGAUAUCCUUUAAUAUUUUAGAAAAUAAUUUCUAAAUAAAUUGAAUUUGAGUUUGGCAAUACCUCUUACUGUUUAAACAAAACGGAUAAGAUGGUGACAAGCCAUAUAUGUAGUGGUGAUUUUUUUUUGCGAAAAUAUUAAUUUCAUUUUUAUCAAUUGUUUUUUUAGAAUUUUUUACAAUCUUGACUUAUUUUUAUUUAAAAGAAAUCACCCAAAGCAAAAUAGGCUGUUAUAUUUUAUGCAUUGUAACUUAGUUAUUUUGUUAGCUUGAAAAUUGCAAGGCUGAUGGCUUCAGCGUUAAUAGGAGCACGAACAUAUGUAUACGCAUUUAUUAUUUUUUAAUUUUAUUAUUGUGUAAAUAUUUGGGUUCAAAAAUUUAAUUAAAUGUAGCUGCUCUAUUGGACUGGGAGCCACAGUCAAAAAAACAUCUUCCUACCAAGUAUUUAUUACCUAUUAAUGUAUAUAGAAGAACAAUCUUUAAGGGGUUAAAUAAUUAAUAAUUUUCUAAAACUGAACGGGCUACUUUGUAUAUAUUAUAUGUAGAUGCUAUAAUUUCUAUCACGUAUAGGAUCUUUAUGGUGCUCUAAAAAUUUAAAGCGUUAUUUUAAGUUGUUAUAUUGUGAUUUUCUUAGUAUAAUGAUAAAACCAUAAUAACUAUGUUCUCGUAUUUUUUUUAAUUUAUAUUAAGGUUAUGUGUUAUAGCUGUGUCAUUGUGUAAAAGACUCUUAUUCAGCUUUACGAAGUGCUUGCAAAUAUACAAUAAAAAUUUUCAUAUCUCUAAUA
This is a messenger RNA of Anthonomus grandis grandis, 6636 nucleotides long. Its product is annotated as protein Shroom. Gene Ontology annotation, biological process: actin filament organization. Gene Ontology annotation, molecular function: actin filament binding. Lineage: Eukaryota; Metazoa; Arthropoda; Insecta; Coleoptera; Curculionidae. The coding region runs from base 502 to 5040 and encodes 1512 amino acids. The transcript is spliced from 16 exons. The record is from RefSeq and is a predicted model, not a curated record. Gene Ontology annotation, cellular component: apical junction complex; apical plasma membrane; adherens junction.